Messenger RNA from Camelus dromedarius (Arabian camel), 2387 nucleotides. RefSeq names its product sperm flagellar protein 2-like. Gene Ontology annotation, cellular component: sperm midpiece; manchette. The record is from RefSeq and is a predicted model, not a curated record. Lineage: Eukaryota; Metazoa; Chordata; Mammalia; Artiodactyla; Camelidae. The transcript is spliced from 7 exons. The coding region runs from base 74 to 1072 and encodes 332 amino acids. Gene Ontology annotation, biological process: sperm axoneme assembly.
UCUUAAUAUCAUUAAUGUUUUAGAUGAAAUAGUCUAUUUUUCUCAAACCUUACUUAUAGGAAUAAAAUUUAAAAUGUUACCGAAGUAUGACAAUGAUACAUCUCUCCCUGUGUGUCCAUGUGUGUGUGUUUUCUCCCCAAAGGGUCUGCAUACUGUAUUUUCAGCUGAACUAUUAUCAGAAACAGAAGAUAAAAUCAGACUUGGUACCAAUACUAAAAAAUCACCAAAAGCUGAAGAAGUCAUAGCAAGUGAUAGUUUCUCUGAAUUCACUGUGCGUGCUCAGCUUGGUGCGAAGUCAGAAAGGUUGCUGAAGAAGGGAAAGUGCGUAUCUGAUGUGUUGCUCGUCAGCAUCAUGGUAAAUGCUAUUAAUCAGAUACCUGAAUAUAAAGGCUGGAUCCUUGAUGGUUUUCCCAUGACAUUAAACCAAGCAAAGCUCCUGGAGGAGGCGCUCACAGGCUGCAACAGACACCUCAUAGAAAUGGAGGGAAAGAAAUUACAAAUAUCCACACUGGCUGUUGACCCUACGACUUCCAGAGAAGUGCCUCUUCCCCCUUCUGCCUUUGAUUUUGUCAUGUUGUUAGACAUUUCAGACAACUUCUCACUGAAUCGCAUGAAUGACAUCAUGGCUGAAGAAAUUUCAAGUGAAACUCCUCACGAAAAUAUCAAUCAACGUGUAGCCGCUAGAAACCAAGAUACGGGUGAGGACCAGAAUUUAAGAGACCAAAUACAGCACAGGAUUAUAGGCUUCUUGGAUAACUGGCCUUUGUUGGAACAAUGGUUUACAGAGCCAGAAAACAUUUUGAUAAAAAUCAAUGCUGAAGUAGAUAAGGAGUCUUUAUGCCAAAAAGUAAAAGAAAUGUUUAUAACUGAAAUAAUGAAAAAGGAGAAUAAAGUUAAAAAGAAAUUAGAAGAAAAGGAAGCUAUGAAAAAAGAAGUUUCCCCGGCUGAGGCUACAUCUCCUACACCUUCCCUCCCUCCUCCUCCUGAACCAGAAAAAGAGAAGGAAGGCCAUCCCCAGCAUGAGCAUUCCAAAACUCCUACUGCAAAAGGAAAGCCAGCAUCAGGUGAUUGACAGAAUGAUUUAUAAUCCUGUUUGCCAGGUUCUUAUUUUCACUUAGAAAAGAAUUAUGCAUUAUAGUACUAGGCCAUUUAUCUAGAUUCAGGCCUCAAGCAACUUCAGUCACAUGGAACCAAGCUGUCUGCUCAGAUGAAGUGGGAAAGUCGUAGUAGCUAAGAGCAUGGCUGUCAUCAAGCCCAGGUACUUGACUGUGUGGGAGGGAACGUGGAGUCCUCACGCCCAGAUCUACUGAUUAGAAUGAGACUGCAGAUGAGAGGAAGAAAGGCACAGAGAAUAACCAGAUCAAGAGGACAGACGUCUGUUUGCUGAAGGGUAGUGUUGAGUUUACGUCAAGAGUAAGACUAAAGAAAAUGAGAAUUAGCACAGCCACUUGUCCACAAGAAUAAGGGAACAAAUCAACAGCAUUUACUGGAGACUAGAAUUUACACAUUAACUGUUCAUCUUUCGUGCUGUGUGAUUACAACUAGAAACAAGCACCUGACAUCUUGGUAAACCUGUAUAUUUAUAAUAUAUGACAUACAAGGGUGGAGUUUGUAUAGAGAAUAUGUUAAGCUUAAGUUCCUUCUAGAUAAGGAUCUAACUUCUUUCUAGAUAAGGACCAUUAAGUUAAGUAGUAGAUGAUAUAAUGACAAAAGUAAAAUGCUCAACUGUUGAAAUGGGUGACAUUGGGAAAAUGCCAGUAUCACUUCCGUGCUGUGUAUAUGAAACAAGUGUGGCUCUAGUGUCUGGUUUUAGCUUUGUAAGUGGCUGGCUGUGCAGUUACACAAAUCUAGCCAGGUAUUCUUGAUACUGCGUCAUGACUGAAACUCCAUGAUGUUUCAUGGAGAUUUGAGCUGUGUCUGAUUUUUUCAAUUAAACUUAUUUCUAUUAAACAGAUAAAUUUGUAAACUUUAACAACAUAUGUUAUGGUCUAUUCAAGACCAUUGUAUUCCAUUAAAAUGAGGCUUAACUAAAGGCAUACAUUUUAAAACAAAUAUUUUAUCAUAUGAACAAUAAAGCACAAAGGGAUUAAUUAAACAUACAUGCUUUUCUAUUAAAAAAACAAGUCAGAGGUCUGAGGACAAAUGGAAAACUUAAAAAUGUUGUUUAGAACUGGGGAAGAUAUCACAGAGGCUCGAGGGAGCCUCAUUUAACCUGUGACCAUGGCCUCCCCUCCCUUUUCUCUCUUCGGCCUCACAACCAGGAGUAUCUUUGUAUUUGAGCCAUUCCCUGAAACCAGUCUUUAGCAUUUCUGGUUACAACACAGUUCAGUCUUUAAGUUUCUUAAGUUUGCUUGUGAAUUUAAAAUUGUAUUCUCAAAUACAUUGCU